Molecule: messenger RNA, 225 nt
Organism: Blepharisma stoltei
Lineage: Eukaryota; Ciliophora; Heterotrichea; Heterotrichida; Blepharismidae
Source: the annotation of a GenBank genome assembly
AUGAAGAGACCACAAGCCCCACUUACAAAGAAAAAUCAUUUAUUUAAUGCAAGGUUUGAAGUGAUCCUAACAGUUUUAGGAGUAGGAGGAUUUUUCUUUACAUUUUGACUUGCAAAAUACAUGCAAAAAGAAAAACUAAAAAACCCAGAAUUUUACAAUCAAUAUAUUUUUGGGGAAGAUUCAGCCAGCAACGAAAUGGCAAAAUCAGGUGAAACAAAUAAUUAA